AUGGCAAUUGACAUAAAAAAUACUGAUACAACAAAUCUCUUAAGUAUAUUACAACGGGAAGAAGAAAUCAUUAUUAAACCUUUUCACCCUGAUACGAUGGAAAAGAAUGGAGCUGUUGAAUGUGGAAAAAUUGUAUCACGAACAAAUAAAAUUUUAUUUAAUUAUCAAAUUGGUGGUAAAAAACAUACGUCUAUACUAAGUUCAAUAUUAAAUCAUAAAAUUAUAUUAUUUCAUCCUAAAACGAAUCAGAAAAUUCUAGAACUCUAUUGUAAUCGUGUACCUUUCUUAUCUAAAAUAUCAAGUAAACAAAAUGUUCGAUGUAUAACAUCAUUGUCUAAUAGUUUUCAAUCAAUUGGAUAUCUUCAACAGAAAUUUGCUCUGAAUAAACUACGGUAUAAUGUAUAUAAUACUGAUUAUAAACAUGCGGUCAGUUUAAUAUUACGUAAAAAUUAUUUGGUAAAGAGAAUUCAACAUCGUGUAUCUGAAUUUGAAAUAAUUAAUAAGAAUGAAAUAUCAAGUAUUGGUCGUAUUUAUCCAUUUUCUACUGAUUUAGAAAGGUCACAAUAUGGACAAGCUGUAGCUAUAAAACUUCCACAAGAUAUGAAUGUUGAAUUAAAAGCCACAUUACUAAUAAGUGCACUUAUUCUUAAAUCACGAAUCAAUUAG
Adineta steineri is the source of this 666-nucleotide messenger RNA. The record is from the annotation of a GenBank genome assembly. NCBI's taxonomy places the organism in Eukaryota, Metazoa, Rotifera, Eurotatoria, Adinetida, Adinetidae.